AUGCAACGAAUAAAGGAACACAACGCGGCCGUCAGGAGACAUGACGCCCUGUCCUUGAUAUGCAAAUACGAGGACCGAGAAGGCCACAAAUUCAAUCUGGAAAACGCAAAAAUUUUGGCAUUUGGAGACAUGAGACACGGAAGAGAAUUUCUGGAAGCAUGGCACUCCAUGGCAGAUGAGAUCAACCGGUGCAUCGGACUGUUUCCAAUUUACGUACCCUUACGUGCAAAAGACCAACAUCUCAACCGGAACACUAAAGAAGGAUCGGAUAUUGUACAGUUGGUUCGGGAUCUAGCAAUACGGGAACCAUUUCAAAUUUACAGAAGCCACUCAAAAUGGACUGAACAGUCUCCUCAGCCUAGCACUCGCAAGCCGAAACCUGAUACUGUCGUGUUGGAAAGGCCAUCAUUCGCCUCUGCUUCUUGGAUUGCUACAAACUUUUCAAAGCAGGCUGGUGUGACGGUCACACUGGGACCAGCUCCAGUGGAAGAACUAUACAGGACUGUUAUCCAGAAAGUUCACGAGGCUGACUCAAAGUUCGUCCCAAAACACAGCACGCACUUGGAUGAGCCGCAGGCUGCCAGAAAGGAUUCGGCGACCUCUGGAUAA
This is a messenger RNA of Opisthorchis viverrini, 609 nucleotides long. RefSeq lists its product as hypothetical. The coding region runs from base 1 to 609 and encodes 202 amino acids. The record is from RefSeq and is a predicted model, not a curated record. Lineage: Eukaryota; Metazoa; Platyhelminthes; Trematoda; Opisthorchiida; Opisthorchiidae. The transcript has 3 exons.